AUGGCAUAUAUUUUAUACGAGUCAAUUUGUAAUUAUAAAAACUAUCAAUACAAUUUACAAGUAAAUAUCGAACAGUACGAUGGUGGUAAAGAUAAACAACAACGGGAAACAAGUUUAAAUGAGCUAGUCACAAAUGAAGCAUCGAUUGAUCCAGUUCAAAUACAAAUUAUUGCUCCAUCAACAAAAAUUUUAUUUAUACCAAUUAAUCAAAGAUCUAAUAGUUCAACAUCAUCAGACAUUCCAUCAAUUAUUCCUUUGAGACAGUUAAUCAAUAUUCAUCAAAUAGAAAAGAGAGAAAAGAAUGGCAAUGGAUUUUUUAGUUCGUUGCCAAGAUUUUUUGAAAAAAAUCAGCUAAUUAGAACACAAAUCAAGUCUGAAUCAAAUUCAAAUAGUCUAAAUUCUAGUGCAACAAACGAGAAUGAGAUACCAUUAAACUUAUCGCUAUCGAAUGUUGUCAACAAAGAUCCAGAAGCAUUUUCUCAUAUCUACAUGAGACAAACCAAUGAGCUAUCAGAGUCAAAUGAACAGUCAACGACGUCUUUAAAACGUAGUAUUCUUACGACAGAUGAAGAGAAUGUUGAAAAUAAUGAUGAAGAACAAAAAUCGAAAACAUGCGUUCAACUAACAUAUAUAGAUAUAAAAAGUCCAUUUCAAUGGCUAUUAAAACAUUUAAUUAUUGAAUUACAGACAGAAGCAGAAGCAAAAACAUUUUGCGUCUAUUUAACUAAAUGUUUAUCGAUACUUAAAGAACGACCAAGACAUUUAUUAGUGUUUGUUAAUCCGUUAUGUGGAAAAGGAAAAGGACAUUCAAUAUAUGAAAAUAGAAUAAUGACAUUAUUCGAUGAAGCACAAGUAAAUGUUGAUACAAUUUAUACGGAACGUGCGAAUCAUGCUCGUGAUUAUAUUCUUGAUCAAGAAUUAACGAAAUAUGAUGGUAUUAUUGGGGUUGGUGGUGAUGGAAUGUUUUCAGAAUUAUGUCAUGGAUUGCUGUUGAAAACAGUUCAAAACUCAAAUUUAGAUAUUAACGAUCCACGAGUUAAUUUAAUACGACCAGAAACACGUAUCGGAAUAAUUCCUGCGGGCUCUACGGAUGCAGUUGUAUAUGGAACAACUGGUAUGAAUGAUCCAGUCACUAGCGCAUUACAAAUUAUAACAGGCGAAUCAUUAUUAAUCGAUUUAACCACAAUUCACAGUGAACAAGGUUUUGUACGGUUUAUGGCGACCAUGUUGGCUUAUGGUUUUUUUGGCGACAUAAUCAAUACGUCGGAACGUUGGAGAUGUUUGGGACCAUUCCGCUAUGAUUUGGCCGGUUUUAGACAGUUCGUCCGCAAUAAAUCUUAUCGAUCUCACUUAUCCAUAACACUUUCACCAAAUGAUUCAAGCUUACAUCAUAGUGUUGAAUUAGAUACAUCACAGCCAUUACAAGAAACAACAAAGAGACAACAAUUUUUUCAGAAUACAGAAACCGAUGAUAGUUUGAAAGAAAUUGUUACACCACGAGCACAAUUUUGUAACAGGAAUUGUGAUAAAUGUUCGAUUAAUGAUAUUGAAACUGAUGGUGAAUUGCGUUUACCAUUACAAAUAGAAAAACAAGGACAAUACACAACAAUUAAUUGUUUAAAUAUGCCCUGUAGAUGCAAAAAAUCAAAAUAUGGAAUGUCACCAUUUGUACAUUUAGGUGAUGGUUCAUUUGAUCUUAUUCUUGUUAAACGUUCAUGGCGAACAGGCUUUUUACGAUUUUUAUGGCAGGUAGCUAAUGAUAGUCGUUAUAUUAAUCAAUUACCAAACGUUGAACGCUAUCGUGUCAAUGAAGUUUUAAUUAAACCCGAAUUAGCUCAUUCAGAACAAGCUGGUAAUUGGUCGUGUGAUGGUGAGUUAAUAUCGGGAAAUAAAAUUCAAGUGCGUGUCCAUCGUCAGAUAUUGAAUUUAUUUGCACGAGGUAUUGAAUUUCAACAAGUUGAAAAUACGAAAAAAUUAAAAAAACCAUUUUUCUCGAGUUUUUGGAAUAAAAAUAAAAAACAAACAAACGCUAAUGUGUAA
This is a messenger RNA of Didymodactylos carnosus, 2040 nucleotides long. The record is from the annotation of a GenBank genome assembly. Lineage: Eukaryota; Metazoa; Rotifera; Eurotatoria; Philodinida; Philodinidae.